CCAUGUCUUCAUUGUGGUAUGAUCCGUUUAUCAACAAAGGCCUAAUUCCUGACAGACUAUUAGCCAUGGCCAUACGCAUCUUGCUGCGCGAUAGGUUGGCCAGUCUCGAAUGCGGAAACAUUCAGAAAAACCAAGAAGAAAAAAUGGCUUUUGCGGAGACGUUGAGAGAAAGUCCGAUAGCGAUUGAGACUGAUAAAGCCAACCAACAACACUAUGAAGUUACUACUGAAUUUAUGCAAUUGUCUCUUGGAAGUAGGAUGAAGUAUUCCUGUUGCCUAUUUCCAACAGGCAAAGAGUCUCUUGACGAGGCGGAAGAAUUGAUGCUUCAGACGUAUUGUGAGAGAGCUCAAUUGGAAGAUGGAAUGAGCAUACUUGAUUUAGGAUGUGGGUGGGGGAGUCUAUGUCUGUAUUUAUGUGAGAAAUACCCAAGUGCAAAAGUCACUGCAUUGUCAAAUUCAGCAUCACAAAAAAUUUACAUUGAAUCUGUUGCAAAGAAAAAAGGAUUUAACAACCUGACUGUAAUAACUGCAAAUAUAGUAGACUUUUCUUUUGAUGGCAACAAAGAAUUUGACAGAAUACUGUCAAUUGAAAUGUUUGAACAUAUGAAAAAUUAUGAAUUUCUCAUUGAGAAAAUCUCAAAAUGGCUAAAACCAAAUGGGUUGUUGUUUGUUCACAUCUUCUGUCACAAAGAAAAGGCAUAUGGAUUUGUGCCAGGUGAUGGUUGGAUGGGAACAUAUUUCUUUACAGGUGGAACAAUGCCAUCAAAGGAUUUGCUUCUCUAUUUUCAAAAAGAUCUCUACCUGAAAAAACAUUGGUUGGUCAAUGGGCAACACUAUGGGCAAACAGCGAAAGAAUGGCUCAAAAUAUUGAGCAAGAAUAAAAAGGCUUCACUUCCUAUUCUGGCCGAAACAUAUGGUGCUGAAAACGCAACUGCAUGGUUUAACAGGUGGAGAACAUUUUAUUUAGCUGUUGCUACAAUGUUCAGUUAUAAUCAGGGCAAUGAAUGGUUAGUUAGCCAUUAUCUUUUUGAAAGGAAAAAAUAG
This is a messenger RNA of Paraglomus occultum, 1043 nucleotides long. The record is from the annotation of a GenBank genome assembly. NCBI's taxonomy places the organism in Eukaryota, Fungi, Glomeromycota, Glomeromycetes, Paraglomerales, Paraglomeraceae.